CUCGCCGGGCUCUUCCGGGUUUGUGUGUUGUCACAUGUAAACACUGAGUUUAGACUUUGUGAAUGAGCACAGGUCUCUUCUCCGCCGCUGUGUCGCCUCCACGUCAAACCCUGAGGGAGUGAGGUGAAACAUUCACUGACUGUUAUCGUCGAGUAAAAAACUCCUACAUGCUAACACGCGACGCUAACGCCAGCCGCCGGUGAAGUCGGAGCCGAGUCGUGAGGAGAUGGGGUCUGUCCGCUGGGCUUUCCGCUGCGGACCGUGGACACCGAACCGGGGCGAGUGGUUGCUCGCGGCCCGCUGCGUCCAGAGAGAGGAGAAGGACAGGAUCGGACAGUUCGUGUUCGCCAAGGAUGCGAAGUCAGCCAUGGCUGGCAGAUUGUUGCUCCGGAAGUUUAUCUGUGAGAGGAUGGGGGUCCCCUGGUCACGGAUCAGACUGGAGAGAUCUCCCAGAGGGAGGCCUUACCUGGCAGCCCCGCUGAAGGUCAGUUCAGAUUCAGGUGGUGUCUGGAGUUUCAACCUCUCCCACCAGGGAGACUACGCUGUGCUGGCUGCAGAUCAGGGGGUGCAGGUCGGCGUGGAUAUCAUGAAAACCACAAUGCCAGGUAGCAGGUCUGUGCCGGAGUUUUUCCGCAUCAUGACUCGUCAGUUUACAGCGUACGAGUGGGGCAUCAUCCAAUCAGCUGGCUCGGAGCACCAGCAACUCGCUGCGUUCUACCGCCACUGGACCCUGAAGGAGAGCUUCAUCAAAGCCAUCGGCACAGGUCUAAGCUUCGACCUGCAGAGGGUGGAGUUUCACCUGUCCUCUGAACCGCUCACACAGAACCAGCCGCUACGCCAGACCAAGAUGUAUCUCGAUGAGGAAAAAGAGGAGAACUGGAUAUUUGAAGUGAGUCUGUAUCACGAGUGCAAGUGGACACAAAAACUCCCCAGAUUCCUAAAAAUCUCGACCUUGUCUUUGUUGUGCAUGUUAUGA
Messenger RNA from Paralichthys olivaceus (Japanese flounder), 976 nucleotides. The record is from RefSeq and is a predicted model, not a curated record. NCBI's taxonomy places the organism in Eukaryota, Metazoa, Chordata, Actinopteri, Pleuronectiformes, Paralichthyidae.